UUUCAUUUGGGUCAGGACAACUGUCAACAACAACUCUUGAAUCGACUGCCAGAUUUCAUCUCGCGCGUCAAGGACGAAAUACUAUCCGAGAUGUCUAAGCCCGGCGCAAAAAAGUUUGGCCCUCAGAUCAUGGAGCUGAAGAAAGAAAGUCCGGAGAACACUUAUCAAAUUAAGGCAGAAGUAGCAAGGGGCAAGUAUGCCAUCAUUAAGAGAUGUAUGGACAAGAAGACCAAAAAGAAUAUGAUGGCAAAACUCAUCAAAUAUGACAAAGAUACAGAAAAAUUGGCCAUCCAAGAGUUCACCAUAAUGAGGGACUUAAAGAAUGACAAGCUACUGACCACUCGAGAUGGGUUCCACGUUAGAAAAUACAUUGUCAUCAUGAUGGAUUCUGUUGAAGCCAAGAAUAUGCUUGAGUUUCUUGGGGAAAAACCACGUGCAAACGAGGAGGACGCUGCAUUUGUGAUGAGGCAAACUCUUGAAGCUCUCAAGUAUCUUCAUGCCAACAAGAUCGUUCACUUAGACGUCAGGCCUGCUAACAUCUUGGUCAAAAAGGACUACACUCUUAAGCUUAUUGACUAUGGAUGUGCGCGUAAAAUCAAUGCCGACGGAGGAGAACUGGUAGACGCAAUAGGUGUUACUGAAUUUGCAGCUCCUGAGCUUUUGAACAUGGAUCCUGUUUGCUGGGCUGCUGAUAUGUGGAGUAUUGGUGUCAUUUUAUACAUGCUGUUAAGUGCAACUCUGCCUUUUUAUGGAGAAGAUGAAGAUGACGUCACACAAGCAGUAAUUGCAGUUGACUACGAAAUGCCCGCUGACAAGUUUGCAAAAGCAAGUGAUGAUGCAAAAGCUUUGGUAAAAUCGCUCAUUACGAAAAUACCUGAGAAGCGUCCAAAUGCAACUAAAGUCCUCGAUGGAGAAUGGCUUGGUAGUGGUAAUGCCCAGAAAAGAAAAACAACUGACAUCCCUUCGUCGAAAUUCAAGGAAUUGAAUCAAACGCUGACAGAUGAGGUAUGCUACCAGAUCUUCGUUGAUAUCGUUGUUGUUGCUGUUGCUGACAAAGAAGAGGCUGUUGAUGCCUCAGGUGUUCUGCGUUCUUUCGAUGAGGAAGAAUAUGAAUCUCCGGAGGAAGAAGAAGAAGAAUAA
Messenger RNA from Exaiptasia diaphana, 1140 nucleotides. RefSeq names its product death-associated protein kinase 3. Bases 91 to 1140 code for a protein of 349 amino acids. The record is from RefSeq and is a predicted model, not a curated record. Gene Ontology annotation, cellular component: nucleus. Lineage: Eukaryota; Metazoa; Cnidaria; Anthozoa; Actiniaria; Aiptasiidae. Gene Ontology annotation, biological process: positive regulation of apoptotic process; protein phosphorylation; intracellular signal transduction. The transcript has 10 exons. Gene Ontology annotation, molecular function: protein serine/threonine kinase activity; ATP binding.